CAUCAUCCUCAGAGCCCAGAGCGAAAACGAGACUGGGAGUGGGGAGGGCGGGAGGUGGGUGUAUGGGUGUGUGUGUGUGUGUAUAUGUGUGUGAGUGUGUGUGUGUGUUAGAGUGUUUGUGUGACACAGAGAGUGAGCGAGAAACAGACGGAGAGAAGGAGAGACAGAAAGAGAGAAAGAGGAGCCUGUGCGUUCGUUUCACCUCCUAAUCAGUUUUCCUGGGGGAUCCAUCAUCGACUGCAGCAGAGGAGGCAAGUCAGAAAGCGGAAGAAGAAGACAGUAAAAUUCACCCCGGCUAUAAUCUUCUCUCAUCGCAAAUUUGAGCCUCAUACAAAUGACAGAAAUGGACGCCCCUCUCUCCACCCCCUGCAAUAUACAGAUUUGUGAGGUGACCUGUGACUCCUUCCGCAUCAUUUGGGAUAUGACCCCUGAGGACACUGCCAGAGCAACACACUUCUUCAUUGACCUGAGCCGCAAAGAGAGCAGAGACCCCAACCGCUUUAAACACAGGGAUGUGCCGACCAAGCUGGUGGCCAAGGCUGUGCCUCUUCCUAUGGCAGUAAGGGGCCACUGGUUCCUCAGCCCGCGGACAGAGUACUGUGUUGCUGUCCAAACUGCUGUCCGACAGCCAGAUGGUGACUACCUGGUGUCAGAGUGGAGCCAGGUGGUGGAGUUCUGCACCGGAGACUAUGCCAUGGAACACCUACAGCAGCUUCUCGACAAGGCCAAGGGCUCUGCUGGGAGGCUGCUGAAAUUCUCUGUGUUUUAUCGCAACCAGCACCCAGACUACUUUGACAACGUCAGAAGGGAAUGUGGAGCCCUGAUGCGUCCAGCCCUAAAAGACAGCAGUGGGAGUCAUGGUUCUCCUAUCAACGGCAAACUGCAAGGAGUCUUCUUCAGCUGCAACACAGAGUUUGAUACAGGCCUCCCUCCCAAAGACUCCCCAUAUGGCCCCUUGCGUUUCCAGAUCCCUGCUGGACACCUGCUGAACCCCAACAUCAGCCUGUACUUUGCAGACUUCUACUGUAUGUACACAGCCUAUCACUACGUGGUGCUGGUGCUGGCCCCUGUUGGCUCAGAGGGAGACACCUUCUGUCGCACCCGUCUCCCUAUGCUGGACUUGGCCUCCAACCCCUUCCUCACAUACACUGUCCCCCAGAGGCCGGGGGAGGAGCCUCUGUACUGCCAUGCCAGUGACGUCAUCCUUGAGGUGCUUUUCACCGAGCCGGUUCAUUUGGAUCAGGGCAGUGUGGAGCAGAUCAGCGGCCACCACCAGCUUAAGAGUCAAACCACAGCCAACGCCAAAAAAGACCCAAGCUGCAAAGUGUGCAACAUCAGUGUGGGACGCUGAGGGAAGAUGCUGAUGUAGGACAGACCUGGGGGUGUGUGAGCCUACAAUACUGAAAGACAGAGUGCUGCACAAGAUAAAACAGUGGACCCCAUCAUGUCAAGGUCAGAACACAGUGGAAACAGCCCACCUCUCGGGGUGUGUGCAUGCUGCUGUCCCUCCUCCCUCCUGCCUGACUAGAGUAGUGAGUUUUAAAUAGAAGACUUUUACAGAGUGCUUCGCAGAACUUCAUCAUGAUCACAGCUGGAUAUAACCAGAGACGUUAUAUAACACAGUAAACAUCUAUCCACGACAUGAUAAGCUUUAGAAGAGUGAAGAAAAUCUGUGCUCCUUUAUUUGCUGAUACCUGUCACCUGUGCUCUCUGGUUACUUUGUGGCAUUUUCUGGAUAACGUUUUCAAAACUUAAAUGUUUUUCUAAAGAGUUUUUGUUACGCUGUACUAGUUUGAUGUGCUUUCUUUCAGAAAUUUGUGUUUGAUACAACCUGAAAGUGCAAACGCCAUAAGCAUGCCCCUUUUAUAAGUUGAUGGUUUUAUCAUAAAUAUUUCUACUGCUUCUGAUGCUCUCUCUACAAAGUCACUGCCAAUGUUCAGUCUUUAAAAAAAAGACAUUAUCACCAAAUGUUUAAUAAUAAGAAUUUGCCAAAUACUUUAAUGCUUGAUAAAUAAUUGUAGAGUUAUGAUUAGGAAAUUCAUUGUAAUGAUUAAUGACAGUGUCUAAAUGUUGCACGACAGACCUUUACUGCAGAAAAAUAUGGUGCAAUGUAACAAUGAAAGCAAGGCCGCUGAGUGUGUUUGGAUUUUAGGAGGAAGGUAAUGGGGAAGAUGGUAUCACAAAGUUCCCUGCAAUCGGUAUCUGACAGCAAGCCCUGGCUCCAUAAACAGGGCUGAGCUAAGAUUAGCUUCCCUCUGGCUAUGGGGCUUCUGUUUGUCCCCACCCAAUAAUCUCUGACCUAUAUGGGAAUCCCAGAAAUGCCCAAAUGGAAAGGAGACCCCUCCCUUGUGCAGGACAGUAAUGCAUUGCUAGUGAGUGGCCAAAAUGUAGGACAUGACAAGAGUGUGGACUGAAAAAAAAAGGCCACCCAUUUAAUGCCGAAUGUGAAAGAAAGCUGGACAAGAAAACUGAAUGCAACAAAACUGAAAUGUUUUAAAGAUGUUUUUCAUACAAAGCAGUAACUUUGAUGUCAAAACAUUGAUUAAAAUAAAAGCACCAAUACAUAGUGAAAACAAUGCAAAUGUAAUAAAAAAAUAUACACCUCA
Micropterus salmoides (largemouth bass) is the source of this 2606-nucleotide messenger RNA. It is a transcript of the gene phyhip, whose product is annotated as phytanoyl-CoA hydroxylase-interacting protein. The record is from RefSeq and is a predicted model, not a curated record. NCBI's taxonomy places the organism in Eukaryota, Metazoa, Chordata, Actinopteri, Centrarchiformes, Centrarchidae. Gene Ontology annotation, molecular function: protein binding. The transcript has 5 exons. Gene Ontology annotation, cellular component: cytoplasm. The coding region runs from base 335 to 1351 and encodes 338 amino acids.